Molecule: messenger RNA, 1698 nt
Organism: Puntigrus tetrazona (Sumatra barb)
Lineage: Eukaryota; Metazoa; Chordata; Actinopteri; Cypriniformes; Cyprinidae
Gene: dnaaf11
Product: dynein axonemal assembly factor 11
Exons: 13
Coding region: 233-1615 (460 amino acids)
Biological process (GO): outer dynein arm assembly
Cellular component (GO): cytoplasm
Molecular function (GO): protein binding
Source: RefSeq, a predicted model, not a curated record
UUUAAGCGUUUGUUUUGUUGAUAAAAAGCAGCUUAUAUGGUUCAUUAGGUGCCAUGAUUACAUCGGGCUAGUUAAGAUUAAGCUGUUGUCGAAAUAAAUAACGAAUGCUCUUCCAAUUCUGCAGUUUUGCUCUGCUGGAUGAACGUUCAACGGAAGGCCUCAAAAACAAGCACGAGCUUCUGUCGCGUGCCCGUUUCUAUAGCAACGCGUAACACACUGGCGAGAGCAAGUCAUGGUCCGAAUCAGUAAGGAUCUGAUCCGCCGCAGAGCAGAACACAAUAAUGGGGAGAUCUUCUCCCUGGAGGAGGUUUCUCUCCAUCAGCAGGACAUCGAGAGGAUCGAGCAUAUCGACAAGUGGUGCAGAGACCUCAAAAUCCUCUACUUACAGAACAACCUCAUCCCUAAGAUAGAAAAUGUGGGCAGACUAAAGAAGCUGGAGUAUCUAAAUCUGGCACUGAACAACAUAGAAGUCAUCGAGAAUUUAGAAGGCUGUGAGAGCUUACAAAAACUAGACCUGACGGUGAAUUUUGUGGGUAAGCUGAGCAGUGUGGAGUCCCUGAAGCAGAACCUUUAUCUCAAAGAACUCUACCUGGUGGGAAACCCCUGUGCUGAAUUUCACGGAUACAGACAGUAUGUGGUGGCAUGUCUGCCUCAACUACAGUGGUUGGAUGGGAAAGAAGUCGGGCGAGCUGAGCGUAUUCGGGCCCUGCAGGAACUGGAUGCAGUGAGGAGACGUGUUCUGGAACAGGAUGCAGAUUACAUUCAGAAACGAGAGGAACAGAAAAGGAGUGGUUUUAAAGAGACAACAGAAAAGCAGGAGGAUCUUCAAACAAAUCAAUUGCUCUCUGAGAAGCAGAAUGGGGCUCAUCACAAUCCAGAAUCAAGCUGCAAGACUCACACAGACACUGAGGAUGAAGAGAAGGAAUUUUGGGAAAAGCCGUGCCCAUUCACACCAGAAUCUAGACUAGAGGCUCAUCGCCAUCUGGAGGACAAGAGGAGGGCUAAAGAGAAAGAGAGAGAGAAGCCUAAAAACAAAUCCCCCAAAACUCUGAUCACCGCAGAUGGAAGAGUGUUAAAUGUCAACGAGCCCAAGUUGGACUUCAGUCUCUCUGAGGAUGAAAACGACUGCAUUCUUUUGGAUUUACAUGUUUACAGGCAUAUGGACACCUCGCUGCUGGAUGUGGAUGUUCAGCCAACAUAUGUGAGAGUGACCGUCAAAGGAAAGGCGUUCCAGCUGGUUUUGCCUGCAGAAGUGAAACCCGACAGCAGCACAGCACAGAGAUCCCAAACCACUGGCCACCUGCUCCUCAUCCUGCCCGUGGCACAUGGAGAGGUUAAACCCAAGAACCCCACUGCCAAGCCGAACAGCGUUACCAUUAACAAGAAUACAAAGAAAGAGAGCAGGCCAGCGCCAGGGCGUGAAUUAUUAGAGGUGGAUCCCGGUCUGGCUGGGAGUCUGGCCAACAUUGUUCCCAAAGGAAAAGAGUCUUCCCACAAGCCCCUGCAGCUCUCGCAGCCUCCCCAUCGCUGUGGCGUCGAAGAGAGGCCUGUGUCAAAGGACUUCGUGGACGAUCCAGAAGUGCCUCCACUUAUGAGAAGAUGCUGUCUGCUCUGACUUUCCAAGAGCCUAACUCCACAGCCAGGUCAUUUUUGAUGGUACUUCACUUUUAUUGAUCGGUUUGUCUUUUUCAUCCUCGC